This is a messenger RNA of Eremothecium cymbalariae DBVPG#7215, 2007 nucleotides long. It is a transcript of the gene CCZ1, whose product is annotated as Ccz1p. Gene Ontology annotation, cellular component: Mon1-Ccz1 complex; intracellular membrane-bounded organelle. The transcript has a single exon. Gene Ontology annotation, biological process: vesicle-mediated transport. Bases 1 to 2007 code for a protein of 668 amino acids. Lineage: Eukaryota; Fungi; Ascomycota; Saccharomycetes; Saccharomycetales; Saccharomycetaceae. The record is from RefSeq and is a predicted model, not a curated record.
AUGGACUUCAUUGCCGUUUAUAAUCCAAAGCUUUAUACUUUGGAAACAGAUGCAUGGAGGCAGCUUCUUCUUUAUCAUUCAUUUCAAGAACAUUCAGAGCCUAUACCAUUAAAUGAGAAACUAUCCCUCAUUGGAAUCAUUCAGGGUAUCUGGCAAUUUACUCACAACUUCAACGUUCCAACCGCGAGUUCAAAAGUUAAAUAUAUAGAUACGCAUUUGGGUAAUGGCAGAUUAAUUACAGUUGAAUUAGAACCCGACUACUUUAUCACAUUUGGAAUAAAUGAUGGGAAUCAGUAUCCAUGUUCUUACUAUAUUAGGGAGCUAUGCCAAAGUUAUAGCUUCUUUAGAAUGCAUUUUGGGCCAAUGUCUUCAUUCAAAGAGAGAAAUGAGUUGACUAAUCGUCUUAAUGAAUAUCUUGUUAUGUAUUGGUAUGAUUUAAAUUUAAUCCCGGAAGCAAUUUACAGUUCCAACUUCGCAAACAUAUUUUGGCACGAUAGUUUUAAAGUAAGUGAGUUGAAGACUUCGAACUCCGCAUGGGAAACGAGUAUUAAGAAUAACAUUCUACUAGAUGAUGAUACAUUCUUGGGAUUAAAGGAUAUUUGUGUUUAUAAGCUCCCCCGCGAUGGGCACCGCCAUCCAAAGAAAUACGGGCUAGUAAGGAACUUUACAACAAACUUUGAAUCGUUGUCUACACUUUCAAACUGGUUAUAUCAUCUCGAUAGGAUCUUUGAUUCUGCACUAUCCUCACAUGUGUUAGCUGGUCAUGUCCACCUGUUACGACAAGGUACCAGGGAGGAAGAUCCAACCAUAGAUGUACCGGAAACUACCAUGGGAACAAAAAUAUGGCACAACGCAACAUUGCCUAUAUCUAUGACAUAUGAUGCUAUCAAUGAGGUUGGAAACCUGACAGGGAUUAACACUUUUAUGAAUGGAUUAAAUACCAUAGCUAACGGAUUGGGAUCUAUUACUAAUAAAAUUGGCUGGCCCAAUACUAGCACCGAGCCUGGAGGUCGUAAUAGGUCAGACUCUACAACCCACGGUUUUCUCAUAUCUCCGUUAUCACUUGAUAUACUACCUGAAUCAUAUCAUUUUCGUCGAUUUCAGCUUCAAUUUUCCUCUCUAAACACGCAACCAGAAUGGUACAAAUUACUCUUCUGGCAUUUCAAAGAUUAUUUGUGCGUAUUAAUAUUUAAUGAAGAUUUUACAAAAAUUUGGGAUCCAUCUUACCUUGAAAGUCUAGAUUCCAAACUUUAUAAAAGCAUAUCGAUACUUGAAAACUCUGUUAUAGAUACAACCGUCGAUACUGAAGGAUUUGCAUACGCAGUUUUGGAUAAGGAAUCACAUAGAAUUCAAACAUCCUUACCUAUGAUACAAUGUCACGCAGAAGAAGCCGCCGGCGAUACAAGUCAGAUGCCGUUGAAGCUAGUGGUUAAUGGAAUCGAUGAUGCAUUGCAAUAUUUGACCUCCAACACUAUUAAUUCGAACGCAUGGACUUCUAUCGCUAGCAUAUACUCACCUUCUAUCUCCUCAGAAGUGACCACUAAACCAUUACAGAAAGACGCUUCCGAUCAAAAGAACUCCAGCAACUUAUGGAAACUAGGUUUAAGUAGGCUUACUUCAUUUCCAAGCCGCGAGGCUCAAGAUAAAUCCAGUAAGGGAACUUCUACAGCUAACGGCGACUCAUUUUUAUGCACAUUAAGCCUGGAUAAGUUAUUGGAAUUAAACAUAGACUUAUGCAAGAUAUACAUGGGAAUACAAAAUUCUGAAUACAGAAGAGAUUCUGUAAAGGAAGAAAAAUUAGUCAAAUUAAGCAAUGGUGUGCUGUGUUAUAUCAGCAAUUCUUCAUCAGAAGUUGUUGUAAUUUUAAAAAACUGGUUCACAGAUGAGCGUUUCUCAAAAAAAAAUAACUGUAAUAUUGGGACUGGUAAAUUCGAGGAGACAAUACUAAUAAGCAGCCUUGGAAACGAUGUUAGAAGCUGGUGGGAUAAUAGGAAUAACCAAGAUUGA